This is a messenger RNA of Lontra canadensis (Northern American river otter), 1565 nucleotides long. RefSeq names its product ZFP3 zinc finger protein (gene ZFP3). NCBI's taxonomy places the organism in Eukaryota, Metazoa, Chordata, Mammalia, Carnivora, Mustelidae. Bases 50 to 1528 code for a protein of 492 amino acids. Gene Ontology annotation, biological process: negative regulation of transcription by RNA polymerase II. Gene Ontology annotation, molecular function: DNA-binding transcription repressor activity, RNA polymerase II-specific. The record is from RefSeq and is a predicted model, not a curated record. The transcript has 2 exons.
UGGGAGCGCGGCGCGGGGCGAGCGCGGAGCGAGCGGCCGCGAUUGUGAGAUGGGGACUGAGCACGUGGAGGUAAUCCCCAAGGAGGAGGCUUCUGAAGACCCCGAGCCACGCGCGGCCACGUCGGAGAAAUUUCCCCAAGUGGUUUGCCAGGGCCGGGAGUUGGGAGCCGCCCGGGCGGAGGACACGGUGGCGAGGCGUUCGGGAGUGUCCGCAGACGGGAGCGCGCAGCGGGCGUCCCCUCGCGGGAAGGGCCUCCCGUCGGGGCCGGCCGUCUGUAAGAGGUCCCCGUCGGGCGAGGAGUCCAGGGACAGCGACGAGAGCGAGCGUGUCCGGGGUCCUGGCCCGCACCCACUGGUGCCCCGGACCGUGCCCUGCUCCAGCCCCGCGGAGAGGGCUGCAGCACCCGGGGCGCAGAGAAGCCCGGUGGGAGGAAAGCCUCACGCGUGCAAAGAGUGUGGGAAGGCCUUCAACCAGAACUCGCACCUCCUGCAGCACCUGCGCGUGCACAGCGGGGAGAAGCCGUUCGGCUGCGAGGAGUGCGGGAAGGCGUUCGGGACUAACUCGAGCCUGCGGCGGCACCUACGCAUCCACGCGGGCGAGAAGCCGUUCGCCUGCGGCGAGUGCGGCAAGGCCUUCAUCCAGAGCUCGCACCUCGUGCACCACCACCGCGUCCACACCGGCGAGCGGCCCUACAAGUGCGGCGAGUGCGGCAAGGCCUUCAGCCAGAACUCGGCGCUCGCCCUGCACCAGCGCAUCCACACGGGCGAGAAGCCGUACGCGUGCGGCGAGUGCGGCAAGACCUUCCGCGUCAGCUCGCAGCUCAUCCAGCACCAGCGCAUCCACACGGACGAGCGCUACCACGAGUGCGGCGAGUGUGGCAAGGCCUUCAAGCACAGCUCGGGCCUCAUCCGCCACCAGAAGAUCCACACCGGCGAGAAGCCCUACCUGUGCGGCCAGUGCGGCAAGGGCUUCGGCCAGAGCUCCGAGCUCAUCCGCCACCAGAGGAUCCACACGGGGGACAAGCCGUACGAGUGCCGCGAGUGCGGCAAGACCUUCGGCCAGAACUCGGAGAUUGUCCGGCACGUCCGCAUCCACACGGGCGAGAAGCCGUACGUGUGCGCGCAGUGCGGGAAGGCCUUCCGGGGCAACUCGGAAUUGCUGCGGCACGAAAGGAUCCACACGGGCGAGAAGCCCUACGAGUGCUUUGAGUGCGGGAAGGCCUUCCGGCGCACCUCCCACCUCGCGGCGCACCAGCGGGUCCACGCCGGGGAGAAGCCCCACCAGUGCGGCGAGUGCGCGAGGACCUUCUGGGACAGCUCGGAGCUGCUCCUCCACCAGAAGACCCACGGCGGCGGGAAGCCGUACGUGUGCGGCGAGUGCCAGAGGACCUUCGGCCAGCACUCCCAGCUUGUGCUGCACCAGCGGGUCCACACUGGCGAGAAGCCGUACGCGUGCGGCGAGUGCCAGAAGGCCUUCGGCAGGAGCUCCCACCUGCUCCGGCACCAGAGCGUGCACGGCGCCGACUGAGCGCGCCGAAUGGGGGUCCCUGCCGUGCCCCGCCCGC